CACACUCCUCAUCUCUUGCAUCUCUCUGCCUUGGCUGAAUUCUAAGGCAGAGAGGCCCUGCCUCAAAACAUAUCAUCGUCAAAAUGGUUUUCCAAGAUUUUGAUCAACUAUCAGAGCGAAGAAGAUUAGAAAGGCAGCAAAAACUCAGAAAGAAAAUUAUCAUUGGUUCGGUUUCAAGCAUUGCCUUCUUUGUUAUAGUUGGUGCUGGAGUUUUUGCCCUUGUUUCUAAUCAGAAUAUUAGCAGCCCAGGAAGCAAUGGAGGAUCAUCAUCAACUGUAUCUCAGCCUGUAGAAUCCGCAAAACCGACUUCGCAUGUUGCAAGGGUUAUCAAGACUGUAUGUAAUGCUACCACUUAUCAGGAUACAUGCCAAAACACUCUCGAGAAGGGGGUGGGAAAGGACCCUUCUUCAGUUCAACCCAAGGAUCUUCUCAAGAUAGCAAUCAAAGCAGCCGAUAAAGAGAUAGAGAAGGUUUUAAAGAAAGCCUCCUCGUUCAAAUUCGACAAGCCACGGGAGAAAGCGGCAUUUGAUGAUUGUCUAGAACUCAUUAAGGAUGCAAAAGAAGAAUUGAAACACUGUAUUGACCGUGUUGGUAAUGAUAUAGGAAAGCUGACUAAAAAUGCCCCGGACUUGAACAAUUGGCUGAGUGCGGUCAUGUCUUACCAACAAACUUGCAUUGAUGGAUUCCCCGAAGGGAAAUUGAAAUCUGACAUGGAAAAGACCUUCAAGCCAGCCAGAGAGCUUACCAGCAAUUCCCUUGCAAUGGUCUCAUCAUUGGCUUCAUUCCUGAAAAACUUCUCCUUUUCCGGAACACUUAACCGUCGCCUUCUGGCUGACGAAUACAAUUCACCCUCACUGGACAAGGAUGGCCUUCCUGGAUGGACGAGUCAUGAGGAUCGGAGGAUCUUGAAGGGUGCUAAUCAAGACAAGCCAAAACCACAUGUUACUGUGGCAAAAGAUGGUAGUGGAGACUUCAAAACUAUUUCUGAAGCAUUGGCAGCCAUGCCCGCAAAAUACGAAGGACGGUAUGUUAUCUUCGUUAAACAAGGAAUUUACGAUGAGACCGUGACAGUGACGAAGAAGAUGGUAAAUAUCACCAUGUAUGGUGAUGGAUCACAAAAGACCAUUGUGACAGGGAACAAAAAUUUUGCUGAUGGAGUUCAGACUUUCAGAACUGCAACUUUUGCGGUGUUAGGAGAAGGAUUUUUGUGCAAAGCUAUGGGAUUCAGAAACACAGCAGGUCCAGAGAAACAUCAGGCUGUGGCCAUCAGGGUCCAAGCUGAUCGUGCAAUAUUCCUCAACUGUCGUUUUGAAGGAUACCAAGAUACUUUGUAUGCACAAACUCACCGCCAAUUCUACAGAAGCUGUGUCAUUACCGGGACUGUUGAUUUCAUCUUUGGGGAUGCGGCUGCUAUCUUCCAGAACUGUCUUAUUACUGUCAGGAAACCAUUGGAAAACCAACAAAAUAUUGUUACAGCCCAGGGUAGGAUCGACAGACAUGAAACUACAGGAAUUGUUCUUCAAAAUUGUCGCAUCGAGCCAGACAAGGACUUGGUUCCUGUGAAGACCAAGAUCAGGAGUUACCUUGGAAGGCCCUGGAAAGAAUUUUCAAGAACUAUUAUCAUGGAAUCAACAAUUGGUGAUUUUAUUCACCCUGAUGGAUGGCUACCAUGGCAAGGAGACUUCGGGCUCAAAACUCUUUAUUAUGCAGAGUACAACAAUAAAGGAAUUGGUGCCCAAACAAAUGCUAGGAUCAAGUGGCGUGGCUAUCAUAUCAUUAAGAAAGAAGAGGCCAUGAAAUUUACCGUUGAGACUUUCUAUCAAGAGGAUUGGAUUAGCGCUACAGGCUCCCCUGUUCGCCUUGGCUUGUAAUAGAGUAAAUUAAGCUCCAUUAAACCUUACUCUAUUAGUUUGUUUUAACUGAAGGUCCAUUUUUCUGUG
This is a messenger RNA of Populus euphratica (Euphrates poplar), 1940 nucleotides long. Its product is annotated as putative pectinesterase/pectinesterase inhibitor 45. The coding region runs from base 84 to 1871 and encodes 595 amino acids. Gene Ontology annotation, biological process: cell wall modification. The transcript has 3 exons. NCBI's taxonomy places the organism in Eukaryota, Viridiplantae, Streptophyta, Magnoliopsida, Malpighiales, Salicaceae. Gene Ontology annotation, molecular function: pectinesterase activity; enzyme inhibitor activity. The record is from RefSeq and is a predicted model, not a curated record.